GGUUUCCGCGAAGCUACGGUUUUCGAAAAGAAGAGCUUGUUUCUUUGCGAUAAUUUUAAGUUCAGAUGGAAAAAUGGUGAUUUCAAAUCCCCACGCAUCUCUUCUGGAAAAAUUAAACUUGACUUUGGAUCAAUUAGAUUAUAAAUAUAUUGAAAAUUGCAAGAAUGUCAAACAGCUUGAAAAGAUUUUGAGAGUUCUAAGAAGCGGAGAAGAAGGUGUAUUUCCUCAUUUAAUAAAAUUUUGUGAAGCAAGAUUACAGCAGGUGGACCCAAGCAACAAGUAUUUACUUUCAGCUCAAGGUAUCAUGAAUUAUUCUGACCUACCAGAAGAGGAAAAGGAAAAUAUUCUGGCUGGCAUUGAAGAUUGGUCAAAACAAUACUCCAAACGAGAGUGUCAAAAUACGUCAACAGAAGUAUAUGAUAUUCCACCAAUAAGAGGACAAAAAAAUUCGACGAUAGAACAGCAGAUUGAUACGGAGAAAUCAGAGCAGAAGAUUAAUGAAACGAAGAAUAAAAUUUGUAAGCCAAGAAGUUAUCAAGAAUGGGAUAAAUUUGACGUCGAAGGGGAAUUAGAAAAGUUGGAAGAUAAAAACGAAGUGGAAACAGAAGAAAAAGUUACGAUCAAUAAAUAUAUUCCAGUUACAGGUUUAUCUGCAGCCGAGAGAGAACAUAUUGCAAAUUUAGAAAGAAUCAAAGGCAAUGAGGCUUUUAAAGCUCAAGAUUAUGAAGAAGCUGUAUUGUAUUACACACGUAGCUUAUCAGCGCUCAGAUCGGUAAAAACUCUCAACAAUAGAGCUCAAACUCAUCUCAAGCUAAGAAACUACUUGGAAGCUGUAAUCGAUUGCAAUGAAGUUAUAAGCAUGGAACCCAACAAUAUAAAAGCGCUUUACAGAAGAGGAAUUGCUCAUAAAGAAGCUCAAAUGUUCGAUCUGGCUGUUAUAGACUUCGAAAUUAUUUUAAGGCUGGAGCCAGAAAAUAAAUCAGCAAAAGAUCAAUUGAAACAAAUUGAAAACUCUAUGAUUCAGAAACCUGAGGAAAAGAGAAAAGUUGUUAUAGAAGAAUUAGAAUCAGAAACACUACACAACGGUGAUACAAAUGAAUCGGCAUUCAGUACUGAAGAUGGGAAGACUAGUAAAAGACUGGCAAUUGAAGAAAUAACAGAGAGUCCGAGACAAAUGCUUGAUGAAAUAUGCGAUUGCCAUGUAAGCGACGACAACAUGAGACCGCUGUCUAAAAACACGAAAGAAAUGCUGAGUAUUUUUAAAACGGAACACAAGUCCAUAGCAAACACAAAAAAGGAAAAAGUUAUAGUAGAAGAAACUGAAAAUCAGUUAUCCCAAGGAAAUUCUAAAUCAAUUGCUAUGAUUAAUGAUUUUGAUAUUUCGAAAAUGCCUUCUGAGAAAGCCAAUACUAAGACAGGUUUCAAAAAUAUCAAAAUUCAAAGUGAGCUGGAAUAUUCCAGUAUCAAUAAGCAAAACAAUAGAGAAUCAUUUAUAAAAGAAAAAGUUUCAAAUUCUCCAAUAAAAAUCGAAGAGAUGUAUUCUGAAUUGAGUAAAACUUCAAAAACUGAAACGGUGGAAGACAACGACGAAAAUCGGGUAUUACAUUCAACAAAAGAAAUAUUUUCAAAAGCAGAAGAAUAUAAAAAUGAAGAACAUUCCAUGACAACAAAAUUCGUGGCACUACACAGAGUUAGUCCGUUUGAAUUCCUACAAGUGUGGCUUUCCAACAACUGCAAUUCUAACAGUAAGAAUGGAGCUGCCUGUUUAUUAGCUGUAAAACCACAAGAACUACCAAAACUUUUAACGAACAAACUGGACGGGCCUCUUUUAAGCAGUUUAUUAAAAGCCAUCAAAUAUUUAUUUAAUGCAGGAAAACUGAAAGAAAGCUUGGAAUAUAUGAAAUUCUUGUUAGAAGUUCCUCGCAUAAAAUUAACAGCUUUAUUUUUAUCCAGUGAUGAAAAAAAUGAUGUAAAAGACCUUCUAAUUAUAAUGGAAAAUCAGCUUGGGCACAAUUUAGACCAUGCACGAAAAGUACUGUCAAUCAACUGAGAACCAUUGACAAGCAAUGAGUGAAAGAUAAAAUGAUUUUGCAGUGCAUGUGAUGACAAUGGAUGACCAGCUAAAUUACCUGAGUGCACAUAUGAUUGAGAAUUCUGGAGUUACAAGAGACAAAAAAUAUGAAACUUAAAUAAAGUGUAAUAAAUGACUAGACAUCUAGCAUCCAAUAAAAAUACCAAGCAUAAACUAUCCUUAACAAUAUGGCAAGAAUUUACAUUACAAUAUAUUAUUACAUUUUGUUCAAAUAAUGAUUAUCAAAGAUUUCAUAGCAACACUUUCCAGCAACAGUCUUGAACUACAUUUUUUAAUCAUUUUUAA
Messenger RNA from Argiope bruennichi, 2377 nucleotides. RefSeq names its product sperm-associated antigen 1-like. The transcript has 13 exons. The record is from RefSeq and is a predicted model, not a curated record. Gene Ontology annotation, molecular function: heat shock protein binding. The coding region runs from base 74 to 2050 and encodes 658 amino acids. Gene Ontology annotation, cellular component: mitochondrion; cytosol. NCBI's taxonomy places the organism in Eukaryota, Metazoa, Arthropoda, Arachnida, Araneae, Araneidae.